Messenger RNA from Marmota monax (woodchuck), 2343 nucleotides. RefSeq names its product PAK1 interacting protein 1 (gene Pak1ip1). Bases 71 to 1237 code for a protein of 388 amino acids. The record is from RefSeq and is a predicted model, not a curated record. The transcript has 10 exons. Gene Ontology annotation, molecular function: protein binding. Lineage: Eukaryota; Metazoa; Chordata; Mammalia; Rodentia; Sciuridae.
GCUUUGCUUCCGGUUCCGCCAGCUUUCUAACGCCGCGCAGGGUUCCCGGGAAAGGCACGUGCGCGGCUGAAUGGAGCUGGUCGCCGGUAGCUAUGAGCAAGUCCUUUUUGGGUUCACAGUACAUCCGGAGCCUCAGGCGAGUGGCGACAAAGAGCAGCAGCAAUGGACUCCUGUGGCUGACUUCACUCAUCAUGCUCACACGGCCUCCUUGUCAGCAGUGGCUGUGAAUAGUCGUUUUGUUGUCACUGGGAGCAAAGAUGAAACAAUUCACAUUUAUGAUAUGAAAAAGAAGAUAGAACAUGGAGCCUUAGUACAUCACAAUGGUACAAUAACUUGCCUGAAAUUCUAUGGCAGCAGGCACUUAAUCAGUGGAGCAGAAGAUGGACUCAUUUGUGUCUGGGAUGCAAAGAAAUGGGAAUGCCUCAAGUCAAUCAGAGCUCACAAAGGACAUGUGACCUUCCUUUCUAUUCAUCCAUCUGGCAAGUUGGCCCUGUCUGUUGGUACAGAUAAGACAUUAAGAACUUGGAAUCUUGUGGAGGGAAGAUCAGCCUUCAUAAAAAAUAUAAAACAAAAUGCUCACAUAGUAGAAUGGUCCCCAAGGGGAGAGAAAUAUGUAGUUGUUAUACUGAAUAAAAUAGACGUCUAUCAGCUUGACACUGCAUCCAUUAGUGGCACCAUCAAAAAUGAAAAAAGGAUUUCUUCUGUUACCUUUCUUUCAGACUCUGUCCUUGCAGUGGCUGGAGAUGAAGAGGUUGUCAGAUUUUUUGACUGUGAUUCACUAGUGUGCCUCUGUGAAUUUAAAGCACAUGAAAACAGGGUAAAAGACAUUUUCAGUUUUGAAAUUCCAGAGCAUCAUGUUCUUGUUACAGCAUCAAGUGAUGGUUUCAUCAAAAUGUGGAAGCUAAAGCAAGAUAAGAAAGAUCCCCCAUCUUUGCUCUGUGGAGUGAACACAGAUGCCAGGCUGACGUGUCUUGGAGUAUGGUUAGACAGAGGAACAGACACAAAAGAGAGGCCUCCUCCAGCAGCAGGGCCUUCUUCUGUUAAUACAGAACAGUCCGAGAUCAGCAAAAAGGACUCUGGUGACGUGGUGCAGCAAGAAGACACAUUAAAACCUAACUCAAAGAAAUGCGUUUUAAGUGGUGACAGUAAUAAGCCAGUGAAAGGAAAUAGCCUGUCGGCCAGGAAAAGGAAGAUGGUAGAAAUGCAAGAAAAGAAGAAGAGAAAAAAGAAAAUAUAACUGAUGCACUGAAUCCCAGAUUGAUUGAUUCCCAAAAGAACUCCUUUUUUUAAUGGACUCAUCUUUUAAAUAUAUCUAAAUAUUAUUUUUUUCUGAGUAAAGGCAAGGAAUUUCUUUUUCUGGAGAAAAUGUACAGCUUGGAAAACCACUUUUAGGUGUUUUUUUUAAUGUGCUAAAAUUAUUUUUGGCACCUUUGGCCUACAUGUUAUUAAUUAUAUAGAGAGGCAUAUAUGUUAAUUAUAAUAUGUAAUUUUUAUUGUGUAUAAAAUAAAGAUCUUUCCCCAAAUAUGGCAAUUUAAAAUAAUGUGAAAUCUUGAACAUAGUGUUGGAGAUCCAAUCCAGGGCCUUGAAUAUGUUAGGCAAGCACUCACUGUACCUCUUAAGCUGCUGCACCCCCAGUCAUCUGAACACAUUCUUUACUAGAGAUAAAUAAAGAUUAUUUUUCAAACUAUUCUUCCAAGCAGUGAAUGGCAAGAAAAUUUAAGGGCAGGAAAAUGACAAUUCCCAUAAUUUUUGCAUCCCUUUCAGGUAUCAAACUUGACUUGGCUAAUCUAACCAAAGUGGUCUUAGAAAACUAAAUGUGCAGUUUACUUUCAGAUUCUAAGGCACUGAUUUAUUUCAGUCCAGCUCCAGUGUCACAUUAGUCUUGGUUACUUUAACUUUGUAGUAAACUUUGGAAUCCAGGAGUGUGAUUCCUGCAACUUCGUUUUUGAAAAUUAUUUUGUGCCUAUUUCAUCCAUUGGAUUUCUGUAGGGCUUUUGAGAUCACCUUGUCAUUUCUAUAAACAAUCUUGAUAGCAUUUCAAAAGGAAUUGUAUUCAAUCUAUAGAUCAAGUUUGGGCAUAUUGCAUGUCAAAACCUGGCCAAAGGACAUCAUUUAUUAAGUCUUCCUUGUUAUCUUUCAAGAAUGAUUUCAGCUUCUAAGUUUUGUAUUUUUGUUAAACUCUUUUUUUUAUGCUAUUGCAAAUUGAAUCUUUUUUGUGAUUUCAUUUUCAGAUCAUUUGUGCUAGUUGUCUCAUUUUAAUAUGCUGUAUUUUCAUUUAGUUCAAUGUAUUUUUUUCUGUUGAAUUUUUCUCUAUGAUGCAUAGAUUAUUUUAAAGUUCUCAA